Messenger RNA from Lemur catta (Ring-tailed lemur), 1201 nucleotides. RefSeq names its product cellular retinoic acid binding protein 2 (gene CRABP2). The coding region runs from base 1 to 804 and encodes 267 amino acids. Gene Ontology annotation, molecular function: fatty acid binding. NCBI's taxonomy places the organism in Eukaryota, Metazoa, Chordata, Mammalia, Primates, Lemuridae. The transcript is spliced from 8 exons. Gene Ontology annotation, biological process: fatty acid transport. The record is from RefSeq and is a predicted model, not a curated record. Gene Ontology annotation, cellular component: nucleus; cytosol.
AUGCCCAACUUCUCUGGCAACUGGAAGAUCAUCCGAUCCGAAAACUUCGAGGAUUUGCUCAAAGCCCUGGAAAAAGGGGCUGGGUCCUGGGGCGGUGGGCCCCGACGCCUAAAUCCUGCUUUCUCCCGCGGGGCCCCCACCGGUGCCAUCUCCAGCGGUGACUCAGAGCCUGUGAAUCAAAGCCCUGAAACCUGCAUCCGGGCUGGGAGCCUGGUUACCUGCCCAGCCAAAUCCCUCGGAGACAUUCCAACCUCCUUCCUGGGUUCCCCCAACCCACCCACCCCCACCCCCGCCGUGGAUGAAGUGAUGCCCCAGCACAUCCCCAGGCCCCAGCUGGAGAGGUCUCUCAGAGCCACGUGCCCUCCUCAGGCCCUGCUAGGGGGCAGAUUGAAAGCAAACCCAUUAGACAAACACAGUCCUGAGUCAGCCAAGGUCACUGAGCAGGGCCCCCAGCUCCGGGUGAAUGUGAUGCUGAGGAAGAUUGCUGUGGCCGCAGCAUCCAAGCCAGCAGUGGAGAUCAAACACGAAGGAGACACUUUCUAUAUCAAAACCUCUACCACUGUGCGCACCACGGAGAUUAACUUCAAGAUCGGGGAGGAGUUUGAGGAGCAGACUGUGGAUGGGAGACCCUGUAAGAGUCUGGUGAAAUGGGAGAGUGAGAACAAAAUGGUCUGUGAGCAGAGGCUUCUGAAGGGAGAGGGGCCCCAGACCUCCUGGACCAGAGAACUGACCAAUGAUGGGGAGCUAAUCCUGACCAUGACGGCAGAUGAUGUUGUGUGCACCAGGGUCUACGUCCGAGAGUGAGUGGCCAUGGGUGCAAAAGCUGCCCGAGCCCACCACCCUGCUUCACUCCCACCGUCCCUGCCAUUCCCUCCUUCCAGGCUAGCUCUCCCCUUUCCCCAUCACUUCUGGGGGUCACUGGGAUGUAUCUUGCAGGGUUUUGCUUUCUUUGAUCAUUUCUCCCUUCCCUUGUAAAACCAAAGAGGAAUGGCUUGCAAGAGCCCAGAUCACCCUUUCCGGAAUCACUACCUCCCUCCCCACGUCAGCAGACCCUCCCCAAACCAGCCCAGGGCAGAGUCUCUUAGUAAGGGGAACCGAGGGCCUGAGAGGGAAAGACUGGUCCUCUGGCUUCCACUCUGUCCCUGUAGCCUAUUCAGUUUAGAAUAUUUAUUUGUUAAUUUUAUUAAAAUGUUUUUAAAAA